CCAGUGACGAGGACGCCUGCGCAGUGCCUGCAGCUUCGGCGGCUCCUGCUCAGCGGUCGCCUGCAAGCUUCCCGCGAGACCUGCCCUCACGGUUCAGCCCACGAGAGCUCUGGCACCUCCUUCACCGGCCCCGCCCCCCUCGCCUUCUCCCUCUUCGGCUCUCGCUGCAGUGUAUCCCAGCCGGGCCGGAACUUGUGUCUGUGGGAACGGCUUUGUGCGGCGGUGUGUUGCCGGGCGGCCCCGAGGAGGACCGGUGCACCCCCCUUCCUUUCGCUCCCGCCGCCGCCGCGGAGCCGAGCGGAGCGGGGCCGGCUGGCCGGGCGCUGGCGGGGUCUAUGGUCUCUCGGACGCCUGGUGCUCUUCACCUCGGAGAAGCCGCUCUCUAUGGCCGGGAACUUCUGGCAGAGCUCCCACUAUUUACAAUGGAUUUUGGAUAAACAAGAUCUGUUGAAGGAACGCCAAAAAGACUUAAAGUUUCUCUCAGAAGAAGAGUAUUGGAAACUGCAGAUAUUUUUUACAAAUGUUAUUCAAGCAUUAGGUGAGCAUCUUAAAUUAAGACAGCAAGUUAUUGCAACUGCUACAGUCUAUUUCAAAAGGUUCUAUGCCAGGUAUUCCCUGAAAAGUAUAGAUCCUGUAUUAAUGGCACCUACCUGCGUAUUUUUGGCAUCCAAAGUAGAGGAAUUUGGAGUGGUUUCAAAUACAAGGUUGAUUUCUGCUGCUACUUCUGUAUUAAAAACUAGAUUUUCAUAUGCCUUUCCAAAGGAAUUCCCUUAUAGGAUGAACCAUAUAUUAGAAUGUGAAUUCUACCUUUUAGAACUAAUGGAUUGUUGCUUGAUAGUGUAUCAUCCUUAUAGACCUUUGCUCCAGUAUGUGCAGGACAUGGGCCAAGAAGACAUGUUGCUUCCCCUUGCAUGGAGGAUAGUCAAUGAUACCUACAGAACAGAUCUUUGCCUGCUGUAUCCUCCUUUCAUGAUAGCUUUAGCUUGCCUACAUGUAGCCUGUGUUGUACAACAGAAGGAUGCUCGACAGUGGUUUGCUGAGCUUUCUGUUGAUAUGGAGAAGAUUUUGGAAAUAAUCAGGGUUAUUUUAAAAUUGUAUGAGCAGUGGAAGAAUUUUGAUGAAAGAAAAGAGAUGGCAACUAUCCUUAGUAAGAUGCCUAAACCAAAACCACCUCCAAACAGUGAAGGAGAACAGGGUCCAAAUGGAAGUCAAAAUUCUAGCUACAGCCAGUCUUGAAACAUUCCGAGGACCUUCAGAGUGGAGUAUUUGGAAUAAAACCUUUGGGUGUUUUUGCUGUGCUAAAGAAAUGAACCGGUUUCAAUAAUGUCUUCAGUGGAACACAAAUGAGACUGAAUAGCUUGUUUCUGUCAAGCAUUUUGGGAAGUGGUUUUAUUUUUGGAAAGUAGUUUAAAUAGCUUUCUUUUAAAUUUUUCAUUCACUUUGGCUCUAGAACAAAUUAAGACCUUUUUGAUUGCAAACAUUUGUAUAAGUUAAUUGAAGUAUGAAUAGGUAACUAUACAUAGUUACUUUAAAUUGAAUAGCUAUUUCAAUAGGCUAUCCUUGUUUGCAUUUAGAUUAAAAUUAAAGUUAUUAAAUUUGGGAUUAAGGGAGGGAAAGCUUAAAGUAGCCAGGAAACAAGGUGCAUAAUUUAAGAAUCUUUUUAGUCUUUGAAAGAAGGUGAUAUACACCAACUCUUCAACAUCUGAGAAUUUUCUUCUUAAAUUAUUAAAAACAAUUCUUAAAGAAUGAAAUCCAUUAAAUCCUGGCUUUGCUAGUUUUGUUCACAUUUUCACAGGGAAAAUUAAGUACCUAUACAUAUAAGACAUACUUUAUUCAGUAGUUUUGAUCUUGCCAUGGGAAAUAGUUGCCCUGCUUUACAGAAAGGUGCAAUAUGUACAGUGUACUUUGACAGUUUUUAAUGUUAUGUGAUUUCCUUAACCAUUUCGAAUGCUGGGAAACUUUUUUUUAAAUCUAUAUGUAAAUUAUUUGCAAGUAAUGAUUUUAAUCAGGUAUUUUGAAAGUAAAACAAUAGUUGAAAACCCCACCAUAAUCUGGACAAGAUUUAUAAAAGUUCAUUUUAUCUUUAUGUGGGUAGUUUAAUUCAUUUUAUCUGAAAUGGCAUCUGCUUUUAGGUUUGUUUUGUUUUGUUUUGUUUUGACUAAGGAUUUAAAUUGCAUACAACAGGUUUUCCUGAGCCAGGAACACAAUCAGGUUUCAAGCCAGUUUGAUACUGGCCAUUAUUAAUUCUAAACUAAGUGUAGGACUUAAGAGAAAGUGUUGUCAGUGAGACUGCUGACCAUGGAACUCAGAAAUAAUUUUCUUCAAACUUGAAGGAUGGUGGUACAUAGGACAUAAAUGUACAACUUAAAGAUUUUAACCUUUUAUAAACAGUUUAUGUUCAAUGGAUUAUAAAAUUAAAUGUUGACUUCCUAGUAUAAAUUUGCAACAAUAAAAGCAAGUUCUUCA
Molecule: messenger RNA, 2466 nt
Organism: Monodelphis domestica (gray short-tailed opossum)
Lineage: Eukaryota; Metazoa; Chordata; Mammalia; Didelphimorphia; Didelphidae
Gene: CCNC
Product: cyclin C
Biological process (GO): regulation of transcription by RNA polymerase II
Molecular function (GO): cyclin-dependent protein serine/threonine kinase regulator activity
Source: RefSeq, a predicted model, not a curated record